UGCGCAGGCGCGAUCGCGUGAUCCUCCGACAUGUUGUCCCUGCGCGGCCAUGGCAGCAGUCCGGGCCCUGCUGGCGCCGAGGCUGGCGGCCUCCGCGCUCGCGCCGCGCGCCACCCUCCACGGCUCCGCGCCGCGCCCCGGGGCCAGGGUCGCGUUGGUGCUGUCCGGGUGCGGCGUCUACGACGGCACGGAGCUGCACGAGGCCUCCGCGGUGCUGGUUCACCUGAGCCGUGGUGGGGCUGAGGUCCAGAUCUUUGCUCCUGACAUCCCUCAGAUGCACGUAGUCGACCACGCCAAGGGGCAGCCUUCUGAGACUGAAACCAGGAACGUUCUGACUGAGUCAGCCAGGAUUGCCCGCGGCAAGAUCACUGACCUGGCCAAGCUCCGCACGGCCGACCACGACGCUGCCAUCUUCCCUGGAGGCUUUGGAGCCGCCAAGAACUUGAGCACAUUCGCUGUACACGGGAAAGACUGCACAGUCCACAGAGACGUGGAGCGCGUCCUGAAGGAGUUCCACCAGGCUGGGAAGCCCAUCGGCUUGUGCUGCAUCGCGCCCGUCCUUGCGGCCAAAGUACUUGGUGAUGUCGAGGUCACCGUGGGCCAUGAGCAGGAGGAAGACGGCAAGUGGCCCUAUGCUGGGACCGCGGAAGCCAUCAAAGCCUUGGGCGCCAAGCACUGUGUGAAGGAGGUGACCAUAUCCUUUCUGGCAUCUGGGGCCACUAGGUGGCGCUGGGGCAGCCCUCUGGCCCUCCAUGGCUGCCCUGGGCAGGCAGCCUCUUCAACCAGGAACUGCGCUACUGGGGGGCGCCUCGGGCUGUGGUGUGACCUCUGCCCAUCAGCCCCGUGGGUACUGGCUGAGCUCAGCACACUCCAGGCCCAGAGCUAAGCAGGGCCACCUGGCUGGCAAGGAGGAGGCCAGUUCUGUUGGCCAUGCCUGUACCCCCAGCUGUGUGGGGCACAUCCUGGGUUGAGCCGACCUCUGCUGUCACAGAGACAUGUUCUCAGGUUUCCAGAGGGAGGUGCCUGGCUGCAGCUACCCCCUGGUUAACGUGGGCUCUGGGCUGGUGCUUGCAGGCAUGGGUUGUGCUGUGUAGCACCCACCAUGAAACAUUUUGUGAGGACACCCUCUUGGCUGAGGUGGUGCAGGAACCAGGCCCAUGGUCUUUAGUCAGCACGGAGCAUAUGGAACCAGGUGCUGCUGGCCAGGACACUCCAGGAGAGUCCCUACCCUGAGGGGCACUGAGUAGGAAGGAGGGGUACUCUAGGGCAGCCCAGGAGCAGUGGCCAGGGUGGGUGUGUUGCCCGGACCCCUCUUGUCCUGCCCAAGCCACGUUUUUCCAUGACUUCCAUGCACGAAGCCCAUGUGGACCAGAAGAACAAGGUGGUCACGACCCCGGCCUUCAUGUGCGAGGCAGCACUGCAUCACGUCCAUGAGGGAAUCGGGGCCAUGGUGAAGAAGGUGCUGGAACUUGCCAGAAAGUGAUGCAGCGUGGUGCCAGGCGGCACUGGUGGCCUGCGUUCCAGUCUUGCUUGAAACAUGGCAGGACUUGACUUCUCUGCUUAAAUCUGUAGGCCUUUUCAGCUAAAGUGAGCCCGUGGCACAUUAGGGGCCAGGGCAGCUGGGUGUAAGAGAUGGUUCAUGGCCCCCUCAGCUUGACCUCCUUCCCAGAGAGCAGGGAGUGGCUGGCAUCUGCCCUCCACCUGUAGGGCCAUCUGUCUUGCAUGAACUGAGGGUGACAAGCCAGUCACAUUUUUCGUGGAGAGAGAUUCUGUGAUAGGUUUGACUUGCUUCGCAAUACUUGGAAGGAAAAUUUUUUUCUUAAGUUUGCAAAUUAAUAAAUCAGGAAACCAAAA
This is a messenger RNA of Manis pentadactyla (Chinese pangolin), 1854 nucleotides long. RefSeq names its product glutamine amidotransferase class 1 domain containing 3 (gene GATD3). NCBI's taxonomy places the organism in Eukaryota, Metazoa, Chordata, Mammalia, Pholidota, Manidae. The transcript has 6 exons. The record is from RefSeq and is a predicted model, not a curated record. Gene Ontology annotation, cellular component: mitochondrion. The coding region runs from base 50 to 886 and encodes 278 amino acids.